CUUUUUCAGAGAUGGAAGCCAUUGUUUGAUCAGUAUGAUUAUAAGGGAAGAGGGGAAAUAAAUGUGGAAGACUUCCAGAGAUUGUUAUGUCAUCCGCGACUGAAAGCAGACAUGGAUUGUCAUACCUUGGAUAUUCUGGAAAUAAAGAUCCGAGAAUCGUGUAAACCAACGGUCACCUAUCAAGAAUUUAUCAACAUUAUGAGCAACAGAAGAAAUCCAAGUUUUCGUCUAGCAGUUGAAAGUCGCGAUAAAGAAGGAUUAUCCAGUAACGUUUGUCUACAAAAUCGAAGCUAUCCAACGAGUUGUUUUGGUAAAAUGGUGCGGAAGGUAGCAAAUGAUUUUCUGACAGAUGAGAUAGACCGUCAGUAUUAUUCUGAUAGAUAUACCUGUUGCCCUCCACCAUUGUUUCUACCAUUAAUUACUGUUAUUGAGGUUGGUUGUUUUAUAUAUUAUUGUCUAGAAGCUGGUGAAAUUGGUCCAAACAGUCCCCUACCAUUAAAUAGUAUUUUUAUCUACCGUCCAGAUAGGAGGCUGGAGUUGUGGAGAUUUUUCCUUUAUACUUUUAUACAUGCAGGCUAUAUACACCUAAUGUUUAAUAUGAUUGUACAGAUAGCUGUUGGUAUACCAUUAGAAAUGGUACAUGGUUCCUGUCGUGUUGGUAUUAUAUAUCUGGCUGGUGUAUUAGCUGGUUCAUUAGGAACAUCAGUAUUCGAUAUAGAUGUAUUUUUAGUGGGAGCAUCAGGUGGUGUUUAUGCUCUCUUGGCAGCUCAUUUAGCCAAUGUUUUAUUAAAUUAUUCUCAUAUGGAAUUAGGCUUGUUAAAAUUAGCAGGGAUAUUUAUUAUAGCAAGUGCGGAUGUAGGUUUUGCCAUAUGGGAUAGAUAUACACAUAAAGAUACCAAUCCUCCAGUUGGCUAUACAGCUCAUUUAAUGGGGGCUCUAGCUGGUUUAACUAUUGGUCUUGUGGUGCUGAAAAAUUUUGAACAAAAAUUACACGAACAAUAUGUUUGGUGGAUAGCUCUAGCAGUGUAUUUAGGAUGUGCUGUGUUUGCAGUGUUUUGGAAUAUUUUCUACUAUUAA
Lottia gigantea (owl limpet) is the source of this 1077-nucleotide messenger RNA. RefSeq lists its product as hypothetical. Gene Ontology annotation, cellular component: membrane. The annotation marks the transcript as partial. Gene Ontology annotation, molecular function: serine-type endopeptidase activity. Lineage: Eukaryota; Metazoa; Mollusca; Gastropoda; Lottiidae. The transcript is spliced from 8 exons. The record is from RefSeq and is a predicted model, not a curated record.